AUGGCCUCUUCGCUCGCCUCGGAGGAACAACAAGGGUCUUCUCCCAGUAAGACUCCCGUGGAGUCCGAUCUCUCGACCCCUGAGAAUCUGCGCCAAUUCACCCGAUCGCCGCACCCGUACCAUCGUCGGGGUGCCCGCGCUCCCGACCCGCGGCUGACGGAGAAUGGCCACCGCACCACCACACCACCCCAUCUGCAGUGGCCCCGGACGUCUAGCGACAGUGGCACCGAGGCGGAUGAUGAAAGCACUGGCAUCCUGAAAGGCCUCCCCGCCCCUCCACUUCGGCCCAGAAAAGGUCUGCGCUCUGCUUGGAACGGUGUCGCGGACGUGAACGAUCCGUGGUUGCCCGCGUUACACCCGUGGCCGUCUUUCGCGCGAUCUGCUUCCCGGGGCUCGCGACGGAGCUCGGGAGGGGAGCUGGAUGAUGCGGAGACACUGGGUCGGAAACGGCGCGUUGAGAUCUUGCGCAGGCUCAUGGAGACGGCGUUGUUGCUCUCCGUGGGUGUGGUCGUCUUAUGUCGGGAGCACGUGAGGCCGCUUGCCUGGGAGUGGAAAAAAGAGCUCCUUUGUUAUGCGCUGGUGGUGCUCGGAGUCUACAUAUCCUAUCCGUUCAUUCGAAACGGCCGUCUACGACUCUCCGGGUUAUCAACCUUCAUUGUGCCCUCGAGUUUCGACCCUGCUCCUCUCCUAUACCCUAUUUUGAUUCCCGUCUACGUUUCCCUGUCUCUCUCCCACCAUGAACCCUCCUUGGUGCUCCCGAAUAUCAUCCUCGGCCUGUCCUCCUUGCCAGCUCCCGUCAUUCCAUUGCAUGAAUGGAUUCACGGCCAGAGUAUUGUGCACUGGAUCGUGACUACAAUUCCGAUGAUAGUCUCCGAGCACUUUACGACAGACCAUACAAUACCCGAACCGCUGUCCCUACGCGGUCUCAAUCCUGAGAUUCUGACUCUUGUUUUCCCGUUACAUCAAGCAUUGAUACCCACUUUAGAUUUCUUGUUGGCAACCAGUGUUCUUCCCGCGGAGCUGCAACUUCUGACCAGCGCUCUGAUUAAUUUGUUCCUCUUUGCAUCCUCGCCGCAGGCCGAAAUCCUCAAAGCCCUGCUCUGGCUAGGCGGUAUGUGCGUUUUUAUCUCUUGUCGGCAUGUUCUUCGUUGGGAGGUCGCGUUAGCCCGCAUUCCCACCUGGAAGUUCCGCCGCUCUCCCAGCAGCUCGCAAUCGCGGAAGAGUCUUCUGAACGUGCUGGAUCAUAAACUCUGUCAAAAGCUGAGUCGCGCGGGCUCCUCCGACGAACCGAUGUCGGACAGCGAUUCUAUGGAGGGUAGUCUGGCCCCGAUCUCUCGUACCAGAACACAUGAACCAAGAGGAAAGCCUCCGGCCGGAGAGCCAGUUCACACCGCCGAUGCUCCCACAGAGAAUGCACAACGAUCCGUGCACCGUCGGCGGCACACUAUCUCAAGUCUCGACGAUGUCCGCACGGAACGCGUGCGAACGACGCCAAGUGGCCGACGGAAGCGUUCAAUGGCUCCGGGAUUAGCUUCUUUCCUAUCGCUGACCGUGCCGCAGGCCCAGGUACGCAAGUGGCUCUAUGCUUUAUACGUAUAUGGCGCUGUACUGGUGAUUAUCCUGGGCCCUGUUCGAACAUACGUGGGCCAGCGUGCUUUGCAUGGACAGGAGCCGUUUGGAUGGGCCUUGGGCUACUUGUUCGGAAACAUCUCCUGGUUCAGGUUCUGGACCGUCAUGUGGAAUCUGGAGCGCUGGAUCUCCCUUCCGGCGCGCUGGGAUAGCGAAUGGUCGCACCCGUCUUGUGCUCUGGGCUGGGUGGAACACCUCCGGCAGACGGCCUUUGGGGAGGCCAACACUCGCCUUUUGAUCGCGGGAUACUGUGUCGUCGUUAUUGUGACCGGCUUGGCCGUGGUGUUCCAAUUGAGCUCAAUCACAGAGGUCGACACGAGGCGGAAGGUUUUCCACGGCAUGAUGGUGUUGAUGUUCCUUCCAACCGUCUACAUCGAUCCCGCGUUUUGUGCCCUCGCGCUGGGGCUGGUCCUUGCUGUUUUCCUGCUCCUGGAUCUGUUUCGAGCGUCGCAGAUGCCGCCAAUCUCGCGACCGCUGACAUACUUCCUCGCACCGUACGUGGAUGGGCGCGACCACCGUGGACCAGUCAUCGUCUCCCACAUUUUCCUCCUGAUUGGAUGCUCCAUCCCCCUGUGGCUCUCCUUGGCGGACAUUGCUCGAACCGGCGAGCAUCCGUGGGAGGCUUGGAACCUACACUACCGAGACGUUAGUAUGGUCAGUGGGAUCAUCUGCGUCGGCAUGGGCGAUGCAGCGGCCUCCCUUGUUGGUCGUCGCUUCGGUCGGCUCAAAUGGUUCUGGGGUGGCGGCAAGUCUCUGGAAGGCAGCGUGGCCUUUGCAGCCGCCGUAACAGGAGGUUUGAUUGCUGCGCGAGCAUGGCUGGCGGUGGGACAGUGGCCGGUCGAGGCCGAGGGUGGAUCCGGGCAGAUCGCCUGGGCUGGAACGGUGUGUAAGGCGGUGCUCGCGGCAGCCGGAACGAGCGCCACCGAAGCGAUUUUGACGGGAUGCAACGACAAUGUUGUUGUACCGGUUGUGCUUUGGUUGCUGGUCAGAGGACUGGGACUAUGA
This is a messenger RNA of Aspergillus terreus NIH2624, 2634 nucleotides long. RefSeq names its product putative phosphatidate cytidylyltransferase. Gene Ontology annotation, biological process: dolichyl monophosphate biosynthetic process. Gene Ontology annotation, cellular component: endoplasmic reticulum membrane. Lineage: Eukaryota; Fungi; Ascomycota; Eurotiomycetes; Eurotiales; Aspergillaceae. Gene Ontology annotation, molecular function: dolichol kinase activity. The record is from RefSeq and is a predicted model, not a curated record. The transcript has 2 exons. The coding region runs from base 1 to 2634 and encodes 877 amino acids.